This is a messenger RNA of Fonsecaea erecta, 261 nucleotides long. RefSeq lists its product as hypothetical. The record is from RefSeq and is a predicted model, not a curated record. Gene Ontology annotation, cellular component: trans-Golgi network. NCBI's taxonomy places the organism in Eukaryota, Fungi, Ascomycota, Eurotiomycetes, Chaetothyriales, Herpotrichiellaceae. The coding region runs from base 1 to 261 and encodes 86 amino acids. The transcript is spliced from 2 exons.
AUGAGUCCCCGACGGAACAGUGAGGACAUCGAACGAAUCGAGCGUGGGCUUCGCGAGACUCUGAAAGAGCAAGCGCGAAACCUGCAAUCUUCGCUCGCCGCUUUGGCCGAAAAGAUCGACGAGGUCAAGAAUGACCACGACAAACUCGAGACAGAGAACCGGUUCCUCCAGGAUUACAUCGGCGGCUUGACAAGAACGAUGUCGAGAGACAACCUCGGCCGAAGUGCAAGCACCAGCAGCAAGCAGAAAGGCAAACGAUGA